AUGUUGGUCAAACCUUUGUCAAAAUUUCAAUGUGGCGAAAAUCAUUUUUCUACUCUAAAAUUUUCAUAAAAUCUAGCCAAAGUGGCACUUAAGACUACUAGGUAUCAAGUAUGGGAUGUAAAAUGUCUGAAAGAAGGCCAAAGGACAUUCUUAAAGAGCCUAGACACCAAAGGCUCUAUAUCAAUAUGCAAGGAACGCAAAACCGCUGUAGAUAUAAUGGUAGAAGGAAGUAGAGUGUUGCAAAUAGAAAAAAUGUUAAGAGACAGGAAUAUACUGUUCGAAGUGACAUCUACCGAUAUUGUGCGACCAAGGAGCCCCAUGGGUUCCAUCACUUCAAGACAAUCGAAAUCACCACAGAAACGCAUGUUUGACUGGAAAGAUUAUUAUCCCCUGCACAUGGUGUAUAAUUUCAUGGAAAAUUUGGAAUCGCAGUUUCCGUCCACGUGUACGGUCAGUAGUAUCGGCCGUUCCAUAGAAGGGAGAGAAAUAAAAAUGUUGAAAAUUUCUAACAGUGACGCGAGCAAUACGGGCGUGUGGUUGGACGCGACGAUACAUGCGCGAGAGUGGAUCAGUACGUCGGUUAUCACGUACAUAGCUGAUCAUAUUGCUAGGAAUUUUAACAAUCUUCCGAAAAGCAUCACGAAUAAGGAUUGGUUUUUUGUUCCUGUUGUGAACCCAGAUGGUUACUAUCACUCGCACACACAAGACAGAAUGUGGCGCAAGAGUAGAGCACGGGUCGAUAACACUAUUGUUGGUGUGGACCUUAAUAGAAAUUUUGGAUACAAUUGGGGAAGGUGCGGUCCUGAAUGUUCGUCUGGGGACCCUUAUCACCAAAACUUUCGUGGCGUGGAGCCUUUUUCAGAGCCGGAAUCAGCCGCUGUUAAGGAUCUAAUAUUGUACUCCAGUACGCCGUUCAAGAUCUUCCUGACAUUUCACGCAUACAGCGAAGUUAUAUCGUUUCCAUGGUGCUUCACGGCAGAGCCAUGCGCCGAUUAUGUUCAUUUGUUGGAAGGUGGCACUGCUAUGGCGAAGGCCAUAUUUGAAACGAAUGGACGUAUGUAUAAAGUAGGUAAUUUUAAAGACCUAAUGUACCUUGCUGCGGGAACGAGUAUCGAUUGGAGCUAUGGAACUGCUCACAUACCAUUCUCAUACCUCGUGGAGUUGCGGAGCAAGGAGCACAAAUUUCUUCUACCCAAAGAGGAGAUCAUGGACUGUUGUCACGAAGUGCUCAAUGGCGUCAAGGCUUUAGCGGACUAUGUGGAUCAGAAAAAGUGUUUAAAUUGUACGAUGUUUUCGAAGAAAAGUUCUUGA
Messenger RNA from Zerene cesonia (dogface butterfly), 1311 nucleotides. Its product is annotated as carboxypeptidase B-like. Gene Ontology annotation, molecular function: zinc ion binding; metallocarboxypeptidase activity. The transcript is spliced from 8 exons. NCBI's taxonomy places the organism in Eukaryota, Metazoa, Arthropoda, Insecta, Lepidoptera, Pieridae. The record is from RefSeq and is a predicted model, not a curated record. Gene Ontology annotation, biological process: proteolysis.